UUAAUUUAAAGGUGAACAACCCCUGUAACUUUUAUAGAACUUUAUAGGCUCCUCUUGUCAUUGUUACAGCGGGAGAAACAAACACAAAGCCAUUAUAAGAGCCUGUCACUAGCCGUGUGUGAGACAAUAUCUAUUGAGCUGCAGCACGUGACUCUGAGGCUUUGGGGCUGCGCUGCCGGGUCUCAGGGGGAGGGACAGGGUGACGAGACACGUGACCGGAGUGCGGAAUAAUAAGGUACAAGGAGUCAUUUGUCGGCGGAAGGAUACGAUGUAUCGGACGGAGGGAAGUGACAGGACGGACAUUGGUUUCAUCUCCUCACUGACAUAUGGGACCCAGCGCCUCCUCCCUGCCCCUCCUUCUCGGGAGUGGGGGGCAGGAGGAUAUCCGGUCUGAGACACGCCCCCUGUGUCCGGGGAUGUGAUUCCCGCUCGGACUGUGGCGCAAACAAAUCGGGGAUUUCCCGGGCUCGGCCCCGUCUUGAGGCGAUGUCUCGGGUCCGGAAAGUGAGUGGGAGAUCGGCCCAGAUAAAUGAAGAAAAAGAGGAAAAAGAUUCGGAGGACCGGAGCCAGAGGCUGCACCAGGCGGAGGCAGAAGGUUUAGCCAUUAAGCUGAGUCAGCACCCACAGCGCCUCUCUGACUCUGAGAAUGAAGAGCCAGUCCCAGACAGGAUCCCUCACCGAUCAGCCUUUGUUUCCAAAAGCAGUGCCAACUCCCUGACCUCCUUGGCCUGGGGUCGUCAAAGUAAGGUGGAGCGGAGCCAGAGCUGCACUGAUACAACAGUAAAUGAGAGCAUCACGCUGGGCAGGAGGAGAGCAGCACAUCCCCCAAAAGCCAAGGUCCCCCUUGGAGGAUGCCUAUCUUCAGCCGUUGUUGGAGUCCUGUUGUCUACAGAGAACAGCCGCUCGUUUUCCGCCCCUGUUCUGACAGCGGAAAAACGCCUGUCCCUAAACCCUCUGACCUCCUUUGUGCCGCUGCAUAAGCCCGAUCGAUCCAUCAGCCCGGAGAGCAAUGACAGCAUUUCAGAGGAGCUCAACCACUUCAAGCCAAUCGUGUGCUCUCCUUGCACACCUCCCAAGAGACUGCCCGAUGGCAGAAUUUUAAGCCCCGUCAUUAUCAAGUCAACGCCCAGAAACCUAAGGAAAAGCCUCCAGAAGCCCACCACCUAUGAGGCCAGCCCCAUGAUCCUGAAAAAGUGGGAGCAAGUGUUUCAGGACCGACAGAUGAAAAAGACUCUCUCCAAAGGGACGCUGACAUCUUCUGCUGAACCUGAUGAAGAUGCUUCCUCCAAAAAUAAGCAAGUGCCGUCCAGCAGGGAACUGUCCGCUUGCAAGAACAGUCGCAGUGGGAAGCGCAACACUUUACUGGGGGAUGUGGAACUUUUACCCUCUUCUAGCAAAAGUGUUCAUUUGGAAAUGAGAGAUGAAGGGAAGAACCUAGUUUUGUCCAACAACGAUAGCCUUGUGAGCACUGGGCCACUUACUGAGACGGGUGGGGCCACAGACUUUACUGAUCUCAAUUCAAAUUUACGUAGAGGCUCCAAACCUAUAGAAGCUGAUUCCAAGGAACCCCAUUCCAAGUGUCUUCGGGUAAAGUCACUCAAAACGGCAAUUAAACGCCCUCACAGAAUCAGCACCCAACUAGUGAAUAUGCAAAAUGGAGCAUGCUUUAGAGCUGCCGAGAACAUCAGCCCCCAGAUUCCCCAACGCAGAGGCCAGAAGAAGAGAUGUAAAACCAAGCACUUGGAACAGAAUGGCUCCUUUAAGAGGUUAAAGGUCACACGCGGGGGCAAAUGUGUUCAGGGGUUGGACCUGCGGCGGAAAGACACAGAACAGAGACUGGCCCAGGAGGAGGAGGAUAAAAAGCUGGCACUUAAACUCCAACAGAUAUUCGACAAAGAAACAAGGACGGUAAACCGAUGCAAGGGGAGCCGGGAUGAAUACCCCUUGCGUUCCAAAAGCACGGCCGGCGCAAAUUAGCACUUUCUUAUUUUUGCAUUUUCUAUUAAGAUCCAAUCUAAAAGAAAAAACAGUGAUUAUAGAGAUUACUAUUUUUGUUCUCCCUGUAUUUUUGUCAUGAAUAAUCCAUAAGUGGGUAGGUGGGCAUUUGAUGUAGAACCACGGUGGAUUAAAGUGGUAGCAGAGCCAUGGCCAAUCCAAAUGGAUUUUGUCAGCAGAACCAUGACCUGUUAGGGUGGAUAAUAGUAGCAGAACCAUGACCAGCCAAGAUGGAUGAUGGUAGCAGAACCAUGACCAGUUGGGAUAGACAACAUCAGCAGAAUCGAGACCAGCCAAGAUGGAUGAUGGCAGCAGGACCAUGACCAAUUCAGAUGGACAACAUCAGAAGAAUCGAGACCAGCCAAGAUGGAUGAUGGCAGCAGGACCAUGACCAAUUCAGAUGGACAACAUCAGCAGAUUCAAGACCAGCCAAGAUAGAUGAUGGCAGCAGAACCAUGACUAGUUCAGGUGGACAACAUCAACAGAAUCAAAACCAGCCAAGAUGGAUAAACCAUGACCAGUUCAAAUGGACAACAUAAGCAGAACCAUGACUAGCCAAGAUGGAUGAUGGCAGCAGGACCAUGACCAGUUCAGAUGGAUGAUGGCAGCAACUUUUAGUCUUUAGAAGAACUUUGUCCAUCCUUGUCAUUGGGUGAAUAUGUAUCUUUCAUUGUCCUGUUCCCAAACUCGCUUAUCUCUCUCUAUAUCUGAUAGCUGCUCCCUGGUUAUCGAGUAAUUGCCUCUAACUAACUGCUAACGUGGGCAUCGCUAUAGCUUAGUGAUAUUUAAGCAAGGGCUCUUCUAUGUUACUAUGCAGUGUUUAUGCAUACAGCAUCCAGAGAGAGGGACCCUGCGUUUCUGUGGCCCCUCCAGACAACACUAAGAAGGGGAAAACAUUUAGAUUAUUUUGUGAAGUUGCAGUGACGGAGCUUAAUAUGUGACCGAAAUUAUCUAAUACACAAGCCAUGAAUAUCCUGUAAAUGAUAUCCUUAAAAUCGGUACUUAGUGAUGUCACAUGACUCAUGUAUUAUAAUAAAUAAAGUACCCUCGGUUGCAAAAUAUGAGGAUAUUAGAAGUCACCUCGGAGUUCCAUGACCUGUAUAAAAACACUUUGGCCAAGUGCUUUUAUAUUGUCAUGGAACUCCUCUGUAAUUUAUGAUAUCCUUAUAUAUUACACUAGGGGGUACUUUAUUGACUAUAUUAGAGCUGCUCCUUGCAAAAUGCCUUCUUUGCUGCUCCCGACCUCUGAUGCAGCAGCCCCGGCCCCCCAGUCCGAUGGUGCCCCCAAGUGUUUCAUAUAAGGAUAUUGAAAAACAAUAUGAGAUGUUUGCAAUUGUUUGGUGAUAGAAAGACCCUCUUUCUAUGUCUGAGGUGUAAUUAGUGAACUAACUUCUAUAUCAAGGACAAGACCAACCCCUCUGUAGUACUCAGGGACCAUCCCCUGUCCAGUCAGUCAAUAUACAAUGUGCCCAGGGGCUAGUGAUGCUCUUGGACAGUCCAUGGGACCAUACAAAUUUCUGACAGGGCCAAAAUCCUUCCCAUGGGUCUCCAGUUGCACAGCUCUGCCCUACACAAUUAAUUGUUGGGCGUGGCUUGAUAUUGGUAUCCGCUGUGCAGCAAUCUCAGAGAUCAUUGGUUGGUCUGUCCCUGAAAUAGAGGUUACUGCCAGUGAUGCAUGCUGGGAAAUGCAUCUGGAUAUCAGUCUCUCUGACAUCACUGAGAAGCAAUAAUAAAGAUUUAUGUCACUAUAUAUCAAAGCUCCUCUAUAUUAUGAGGUGAGUCACUGCUAACAGCUUAGGCCUUCAGUGAGUAACUCCCGGUAACCCCGAUCGGGGCAUGAAUUUAUGAUGUUAUUAUUGAAGGGUUAAAAGCUACAUUUUGCCAAGAAUAAUCUCUGUCCUAAAGUGAUGCCUGCUGGGAAAUAAAUGGGUGUUUGCUUUUUGUA
Molecule: messenger RNA, 3940 nt
Organism: Xenopus laevis (African clawed frog)
Lineage: Eukaryota; Metazoa; Chordata; Amphibia; Anura; Pipidae
Gene: rnf169.L
Product: ring finger protein 169 L homeolog
Exons: 5
Coding region: 487-1977 (496 amino acids)
Biological process (GO): double-strand break repair
Cellular component (GO): nucleus; site of double-strand break
Molecular function (GO): ubiquitin protein ligase activity; nucleosome binding; ubiquitin-protein transferase activity
Source: RefSeq, a predicted model, not a curated record